Messenger RNA from Entrophospora candida, 1671 nucleotides. Lineage: Eukaryota; Fungi; Glomeromycota; Glomeromycetes; Entrophosporales; Entrophosporaceae. The record is from the annotation of a GenBank genome assembly.
AUGCAAGCCUGUCAAUAUUAUGAUAAAGAAGAUGGUAAUUACUUGGAUGAGAAAAGUUUGGUUUAUAUUCCAGACCAAUUAACAUUAGAUGAAAUCGAAGACUCGCUAUUCGACAUCAAGGUAGCUCAAGGUCAAGCAUAUUUAGCUUCAUUAAUAAAUAAUACUGCAAUUCCAACAUGCGUUGAGGCAUUUACAAGAUUGCCUUGUAAAUCACUCUGUGAUAAUGUUAUAAAUUUAUGCGGUGUUAUACCGCCAUCUAAUUACAAUCAGGACAACCCUUUACAUCAUAUCCUAUCAUCACCUUUAUACCCGAAAGAUUGUUCUGGAAUCAUAAGCAACGAACCACCUUUGAAUGUUGUUUAUCCAACAGGUACAACUUCCUCCGCAUCAUCAUCAUCAUGUAACAAUCAAGCACCACUACUUGGCAAUAAUCAAUUAAUAUUAAAACCGAGAUGUUUUCCACCGUCAAUAAUCGAUGAAUAUUAUCUUGCAACCAAUAUCCCAACACAUGAAAAAUUCUGUGUAGGUGGAUGUUGUGUUAAAUGUCCUCAAACAUAUUCGGUAUAUCCGGAUGGCUGGCUAGAAAAAGGAUUCAUGGUGACGCAAAGUUUCCGAGUAGUAUCAGCUGUAUUGGCACUUAUUAUGUCGAUUUCGUAUAUUUUAUUACCUGGAAAAAGAACACAUCCUGGUUUAUUGAUUUUGUUCACUUCAAUUGCAAUAUUUAUAUUUUCUUCUUUGGUAUUUUUUUCAAUUGGUGAUCCUAAAAAGAUUCAAUGUGUAAAUGAUAUCGAUCCAAGUACUCAAAGCAAUAAUAUUUUAUGUGCCAUUCAAGGUGCAUUAAUAAUAUUUGCAUCGUUUGCAACAACAAUGUGGGUCGGAAUAAUUAUAGUAAAUCUUCAUAUUCACACCGUAUGGAGUUCAAAUUGUGUUGGGAAAAGAUAUAUUAUUUUACAUUUACUUGGCUGGGGCAUUCCGGCAUUUUUCACCGUGAUAGCAUUGGCAACCUCGUCCGUCAAUUAUGAAUUUGCAACUCUUUGUUUCAUUAAAGAGGAAAAUGCUAGUAGAGCAUUUUUUUAUCCAUUGGCUGUCAUAGUUAUCCCGAUAUUUUUUAUACAUAUGGCCACAUUCUUCCAUAUUGCAAGGAUGUCUCAACGACCAACUAUUUCAAGAUCUGAAGACAAUAGUAAUAAUGAUAAUAGUGGCGGAAACGAUACUAACAGUAACAAAAAAAAUUCCAUCCAUCUUAAAAGAAGUAAUAUUGUACUUACGAGAGCAGAUCGUCGAGAUGUUUUACAAGCGGUUAAAAUACAAUGGCGUGCAUUACUGCUAUCGAUAAUACUUGUUUUGACCGUAAUAUUCUAUUGGAUAUUUUAUUUUAUAGAGUUAAAUCGUAUAGCAUCAGGGCCUGAUAACAGUGAUUUCAAGGAUAAGUGGAUACAAUGUAUUCAAUCAGGUAAUGGACAGGACAACUGUUAUUAUGAAGUAUCAUUGGAUAGAAUGCCACCAUAUGGUUUAUUGAUGUUGGUAGAGCUUUUGCCUAGUUUAAUCGGUAUUUGGUUAUUUGUUAUAUUUGCAAAUGGACCUUUAUGGAUUGAGUGGAAAAUUUAUUUAAAAGAGAAACUUGGAAAUAAACGGAAAACUGAAGUCCCUGGCCUAUUCUUUGACAUCUAA